Molecule: messenger RNA, 2210 nt
Organism: Solanum stenotomum
Lineage: Eukaryota; Viridiplantae; Streptophyta; Magnoliopsida; Solanales; Solanaceae
Product: probable sodium/metabolite cotransporter BASS1, chloroplastic
Exons: 7
Coding region: 100-1335 (411 amino acids)
Cellular component (GO): membrane
Source: RefSeq, a predicted model, not a curated record
GCAUAAUCCUUUAGUUACUGUAAAGUUUCAUUCCAAGAAUCAAGAAUGAAUCCCUACUGAUUCAAGAAACCUUGAAACUUUUCUUCUUCCAACUCAGCUAUGGCGAUAUCUCUUUGCUUCUCUCCCCUCACUGCAACAACCCCAAAACACUAUUCAAGAAUCCCUCUUUAUAAACCCAUCAACCCCAUUAUCACUUUAACAACCCCAAAAAUUUUAAAUCCGAAUUUCAAGAAAGUAAAAUGUGUUCCUGAAAAUUCUCAGAAUUUUUCUGUGAUUCAAGAAAAACCCAGAUGGGCAAAUUGGUUGUCAAUUGCUGAAAGUCUUUAUCCUGUUUAUAUAACUGUUGGUGGGGUUGUUGCUUGUUUAAAGCCCUCAACUUUUUCAUGGUUUGUCAAGUGUAGUCCUACUUCCUAUAGUUUGACUCUUUGGUUUAUAAUGCUUGUUAUGGGUCUUACAUUGGAGAUCAAAGAGUUAACAAACUUGUUAUUGCAAAGGCCUCUUUCUAUUCUGUUUGGUUGUGCCGCUCAAUAUACUAUUAUGCCUGCCUUGGGAAUGAUUCUCAGCAAAAUCUUGGGUCUGCCUCCUUCAAUUUCAGUUGGUCUGAUAUUGCUUGCGUGUUGCCCUGGAGGUACUGCUUCUAACGUGGUAACCUUAAUUGCACAAGGAGAUGUCCCAUUAUCAAUAGUGAUGACAGCAUGCACUACAAUUGGUGCAGUGGUCCUGACUCCCUUCUUGACAACAAUUCUGGCAGGAACUUAUGUUCCUGUCGAUGCUGUUAAGCUUUCUAUCAGCACGCUCCAGGUUGUGGUUGCUCCAAUUCUCUUGGGUUCUUAUAUGCAGCACAAAUUUCCAAAAGCUGUAAAAAAAAUUACACCUAUUGCUCCCCUUCUCGCAGUCUUAGCAACAUCUCUUGUUUCUGCCAGUAUAUUCUCUGAAAAUGUUGGUCGCCUAAGAUCUUCCGUGGUUGGUAUGUCAUUCUCUUCUGAUUUGCCUCUAAUCAGUCGUGCUCAGAAUGUGCUAGCUAGUGAAUUUGGACUCGUUGCGGUGUCUGUCGCAUUGCUUCAUUUUGCUGGUUUCUUUGUUGGGUAUCUUUCUGCUGCUUUGGCCGGUUUUAGCGAACCUCAAAGACGAGCUGUAUCCAUCGAGGUGGGCAUGCAGAAUUCUGCCUUAGGAGUGGUUUUAGCGACCUCCCAUUUCUCUUCACCAGCAGUUGCAUUACCUGCUGCAACUUCAGCUAUCAUUAUGAACAUAAUGGGUAGUUGUUUAGGUUUCUUUUGGAGAUGUAUUAACCCUACUCAACCAAAAAGUAGUCUUGAAGUGACUGAUAAAUCUUGAAUAUUCAUGUUGAACCAUUGUGUUCUUUUACUUCCCUUUGUACACUCAUCAAUAAAAUUUUGUUUUCACCAUUCUCUGGGUUCACUUUUGAGACUCAUCUAACUAAGGUCUGCAAUUAUGGAACCUUCAUAAAGGGAAUUCACAUUUGAACUUCCAUAAUCCACAUAUUCUCCCUAACUUUGCUUUUUAUUUUGGCAACUGAAUUCCAGUUCUUCUCCAAUCCUUGAAGAUUCUUUUGUCAGGGAGGGAGAGGUUAUAAGGGAAGUACCCAAAGAAGGUGAAAGCAUGUUUAAAAGGCAGUCUGGUACAAAGCUCUCACCAUGCAUGGGUCUGGGGAAUGCCGGACCAUAUUUGAGGCCGUUGUAUCCAGCCUUACCUUGCAUUUAUGCAAGUGGUUGUUUCCAUCACUUGAACCCCUAACCUCAUGGUCAAAUGGUGGACGCAAUGGUCUCCCGUAGAAGUGAAGGCUAUGUAUAAUGCACAAAAUUACACAAUUGAGUAGAGACUGUGUGUGAAGGGUGUAGGUAGAGCUACCUUUAGUAUGAUCCACUAGUUACAUUAUAUCUAGCGAGCUUAGUUCAAUGAACAAAAUUUCGUGCUAAGUCAAAGAAGAAGAAUGCUAGAAAUUUCAAAAUGAGUGUGCAUUUCUGGACAGCAGGUUGCAGAGGAGCAGCAAAUGAGUUUGAUUGGUCUGAAAUAUUCGAUUAUAUGCUCAAGAAUCCAAUCUUUUUCCGCACAUAUGCUUAGCAGGAUUCUUUCAGGAAAAUUGUUCGACAAAUUGGACAAUAUGGUGUCUGUACCAACCAUGAAUCAAUGCACUUGACAUGGAAACUGUGGUUGCAAUUUGUCAGUAACCUGCAGUUAUCUCCUGUCUU